This is a messenger RNA of Carica papaya (papaya), 569 nucleotides long. Lineage: Eukaryota; Viridiplantae; Streptophyta; Magnoliopsida; Brassicales; Caricaceae. The record is from RefSeq and is a predicted model, not a curated record.
AAUAGAUAAAUAAAUAUCACGCGAAUUCUAUCCAUUUCAUCUUCAGCCGCUCUCGCUAUCCUCGACGCAACCCUUAAUCUAAAUCGCCAGGUUUCACGGAGAUUUUCCUCGAUCAUGGGAGGAGGAGCCAUGCGAACGGCAGCCAAGGUGGCUAACAUCGGUGUCGGCGGCAUCAGGGGUGCGGGAUUCCCGUCGAUCCCCGCGGUGACUGAGCAGUCGAUGAUGAGGAGCGCGUCCAAGCAGGUUUCCCCGGCGAUCGUAUCUGCGUCUCAUUCGAAGGUUGAUGGCGUGGCUCAGGUGCAGCGGCCUUCGUGGGAGGUUGAUGACUGGGAGUUCAUCGGCAGCGGGGAGGAGCGUGUUGUAUCCGAUCCCCGUGGCGGUGAGCCAAUGGGUAGGACCGUUGUCCAGGGCCCUCCUAGCCUUCAGGAGGCUAAGGAUGCUACCACUGAAUUGAAAGAUGCUCUGGAUAAGUGCGUCUCUGUUCUUGGAAAAGAAAAUUCGAUUUUCAAACUUUUCUUCUUCAUCUGUGGAUAUAGCUAAAUAUUUAGGAUCGUUUGGUUCGUCUUUUA